GGGGGCAACGGUAAGCUGUUGAAUGGGGGGUGGUGGCAAACGGUGAGUGUGAAGUGUUAUGUGUGACAGCAUUCCUCUUCCUCUGAGCUGCUGGAGAAGGUGAAGAAGAACAGGAGAAGGAACUCAAGCUCCCAACAACUGGAGUAGUGAGUCACUUCCAGCAGCAAUCACUGCAGCUGCUGGAUCAUUCAACGUUUAAGGAGUCCAACAUUCAGUCGUUUCUGCAGAGGAACCAGACGUCAGGAAGUCCAGGUUGUGGUGAGGGAUGAGGAUGUGGGUGGAGACAGACUGACAGGACAAUGUUAAAGAACUGAGACAAGUUUCCCUCAGGACAAAUAUUUCCUCAUCUGAAACUGUGAAACAAAAUGGCCGCUGUCCCCGUGUGGUCGUGGCUGCUCGCCUUGAUGGUGGUGGCGGCCGUCUGUGACGGGACGUUAGUUGUGGUAAACUCGGGUGUGCAGGUCACCAGGGGGCGCUCAGUGUUCGUCACACAGAAGGACCUGAAGAUCAACGUGGAGCCGACAGCGGACUGUAAAGUAGAGGUGGUGAUGAACGAGCCGGUCACGCAGAGAGUGGGGAGGCUGACACCUCAGGUGUUCGACUGCAGUUUCCUUGAGAACGAAGUCAAAUAUGUCCACAGUGGCAGUCCACUGCUGGACGAGGACACUGUGAUGCUCAGAGUCUACAGGUUCACGUCUUCAGAAACACUGGUGGAGACGGUGGUUCUUCCCGUGCGGGUGCUGGACUCAGGUCCUGGUGUGGUGGAGCUGGGCAGUGUUCCUCUGGUGGUUCCUCAGUUCUACGCUUUAUCCAACGCCAUCGACGGCUCCGUGAUCCGCAUCGCGACUUCAGACGACGUGGUCUGCACAGUCAGACUCUUGACCGCCGACACCAACGUCCCUGCUCUGGGUCAACUGGUGAGGGAGGGGGACGCUGUGCUGAGGAAAGGCAGAGAGACAGCGGGGCUCUGUCCUGGAAACAAACCCUGUCCUCAUGACACCAAGGAAGUCCGUUUCCUCAAAACCAGCUGCCAGGACUUCCUGAGCUCAGGUCUGAAGUACCAGCACCUCAGCCCUCCGUCCCCGGAGAUCGACUACAUCCCCAUCAGGGUGGAGCUGAGGGAGCAGAACACCCGGACGCUGCUAGAAACAGAGGCGGUGUGGUUGCCCGUUUUGAUCCACGGCGCGAUGCAGAACCAGCCCCCCCACGCCGCCUUCAUGGCCUCCUUCAUCCUGGAGGUGGACCAGUUCAUCCUCACACCGCUCACCACCGCGGCGCUGGACGCCGAGGACCACGAGACCCCGCAGGAGAGGUUGGUUUUCAACGUCACCGUCCCGCCCCCCGAAGGCUACGUCACCCACCUGGACGACCACACCAAGCCCGUCAGGUCCUUCACCUGGGCGGACCUUCACGAGAUGAAGGUGGCCUACCAGCCGCCCAACAACAGCCAAUCACAGCGCAGGAACUAUGAGGUGGAGCUCCAGGCUAUAGACGGUUCUUACAUGACCAGUCCACCCAUCCUGGUUCACAUCUCCAUCAGGACAACAGACACAAACGCGCCCAGAGUCUCCUGGAACAUGGGUCUGGAUCUGUUGGAGGGUCAGUCCCGACCAAUCACUUGGGAGGAGCUGCAGAUCGUUGACAACGACAACAUUGACGCGGUUAACCUGGUGGCUGUGGACGGUCCACUACACGGACGUCUCAGUGUCAGAGGUGGGAAGGCGUUCAUGUUCCGCGUGCGGGACCUGAAGGACGGCGUAGUCGUCUACCAUCACUCGGACAGCGACACCACACGCGAUCACGUCGUCUUCCGCAUCAGCGACGGCCGCCACAGCAUCCGCCACAAGUUCCCCAUCAACAUCCUGCCAAAGGACGACUCCCCGCCUUUCCUCAUCAACAACGUGGCAGUUGAGGUGCAGGAGGGCGGAGCCGUGAGGCUGGAGGAGUACAUGCUGUUAGCCUCGGACCUGGACUCCAGCGACGACUACAUCCUCUACCAGGUGGUCGCCUCCCCCCGAGCUGGCCAGCUGGUCAGGAAGACCUCCAGCCAGGAUACAGGAGUUCCAGUGGACAGUUUCCUGCAGAGAGAUCUUCUCCAGGGUCAAAUCUACUACCAGCACUCAGGAGACGAGCAGUUUGAGGACUCCUACGAUGUCAUGCUGUCCGACAGCCACCAGCCGCCCAACCUCUCCCAGACAUAUACUGUGGUGAUCCAUGUUUUCCCCGUGAAGGACCAGCUGCCCGUGGAAGUGUCCGGCAGCGUACGCUCUCUGACGGUGAAGGAGACGGACGUGGUUUACAUCGCUCAGUCUCACCUCCACUUCACAGACAGAGAACAUCCAGGCACUGACCUGACCUACGUCGUCACGCAGCCCUGCUUCAGCCCAAUGCAUCCUGGGCUGAUGGACGCAGGACGUCUGUUCUACACAGACACCAGCAACGCCAUGAAGAGAGACCACAUGGUGCCGGUGUUAAAGUCCUUCACACAGCAUGCAGUGAACCACAUGAAAGUGGCCUUCAUGCCUCCUGUGGAGGACAUCGGCCCGGAGCCGAUCUUUGUCCAGUUUGUCUUCUCUGUCAGCGACCACCACGGCGGCACCGUCUCCGGACUCGUCUUCAACAUCACCAUCACUCCUGUGGACGACCAGGCACCAGAGGCCUUCACAAACCUGCUCCGUGUGGAGGAAGGCGGAGCAGCCUUUGUGACCGAGGAGCACCUCCUGGUGCGAGACCAGGACAGCAGGGAGGAGAACCUGAGGGCGGAGGUUCAGAGGAUGCCUCGUCACGGCAGACUGGAGCUGCAGGGACAGACGCUGCUGCAGGGAAACUGGUUCACACUCCAAAACCUGAGAGGACUUCGACUCAGGUACAUCCAUGAUGACUCAGAGACCACAGAAGAUCAGGUCAUUCUGAAGGUGACGGACGGUGUGAACUUUGCAAAUGUGAUCUUACCGAUACAGAUCCUGCCGAUGAACGACGAGCCUCCCCAGCUGGGCAGAGGGCUGCGGGGGGAGCUGAGCUGUGAGGAGGGCGGGCGAGUCCAGGUGACGGUGGACUACCUGUCGGCUACAGACCGCGACAGCGACGACUCCAGGCUGACCUACAUGUUGGCGCGGAGUCCCGGCCGAGGGGAGCUGCACAGAGCCGGACUGAGUGUGGACAAGUUCUCCCAGCAGGACUUGCUGCAAGGACACAUUUACUACGUCCACACUGGUGGAGAGAUCGGAUCUGAGCCGGUGUUCGACACCGUCACUCUCAUCAUCUCUGACGGUGAGGCCGGUGGGACGGAGGGUUGUUGCCAUGGAGACGCGCCACCCCCUCCUGUCCCCCUACACGGCACUCUUCCUGUGUACGACCUGAACAUCACCAUCCUUCCCAUCAACAACAGAGUCCCCAUCAUCACUCUGGGUGAGUCCUUGUUGGUGGUGGAUGAAGGUUCCUCAGCCUGUUUGUGUGGGGGAGUUGUAGGAGCCUCAGACCCUGACAGCCCCCCCGACCAGCUAACCUUCCACCUGGACACCCCACCUCUCCACGGCUUCCUGGAGAACACGCUGCCGACACCUGGCUCGGAGAAGAGCAACGCUGGACUGCGAGUUGAAUCCUUCAGCUACGUUCACCUGACAUCUGGUUUCAUCAACUACGUCCAGUCAGAGCACAAAGGGGCGGAGCCAACUGUUGACCAGCUUUCCAUCAGCGUGAGUGACGGAGUUUAUCGCUCUGCCCCUGUCCCCUUCUACAUCAUCAUCCAUCCGACCAACGAUGAGACACCUUCUCUGCUGCUGGCCAACUUCACGGUGAAGGAAGGCGGGAUCAGAGAACUGACUCCGUCCAUACUGGACGGCGUGGACCUGGACGCCCCUCCAGAUCUCCUGACCUUCACCGUGGUGCAGCCGCCAGCUCACGGUCGCCUGAUCAACGGCAUCUACGGCGCAGAGCUGAGCCGCUACAACGAGAUGGGAGCUGAACUUUUGCAGAGGAGCCUCCCGGUCACCUCCUUUACCCUGCAGGAGCUCCGACAAGGCAUGAAGAUCAUGUACAUGCACGAUGACACAGAAACCCUGGAGGACGCUGUGGCUCUGCAGCUGACAGAUGGCGUCCACACAGUCCGGGGGACGGCCUGGGUCACCGUGCUGCCGGUCAACGACGAGAAACCACGAUUGCUCAAGAACGCUGGGUUGGACGUGGACUCAGGUGAGCGCAGGGUGAUUUCCAGUGUUGCCCUGGAGGCCGAGGACGUGGACACGCCCCCAAACCAGGUGUACUACUUCAUCAAUGCUGCGCCGCGAUUUGGAAAACUUCAGCUGAAGACACGGUCGGGUUGGACUGAGCUGUCGUCGGGUCAGAACUUCACCCAGGACGACGUGGAGAUGAACCGUCUGUGGUACGGACACCACCCAGAAGCUACCGCCGUCGGCUUCAGAGGUCACGACAGUUUCCGCUUCACCCUCAGUGACCUGGACAACGAGUCGCCCGCUCAGAGCUUCUUCAUCGCCGUCCACACUGUGCAGAAAGGUGACAUAGUGCUGCUGAGCAAGGCAGUGCAUCUGAGGGAGGGGCAGCGGGUCGUCCUGAACACGGACAUCCUGCUGGCGUCAGACGCGGCGGGACGUCCGGAGGAGCUGCUCUACGCCGUGUCCGUCCCGCCUCGGCACGGCCUCGUCCACGCCGUCCGGAGGCCCGGCGUCCCGCUGACCGGCUUCACGCAGCUGGACGUGGCCGCGCACCAGGUGUGCUACACCCACGACAACAGCCAUGAUGCAGAGUCCGACUCCUUCAGUUUCCUCGUCACCAACGGAGACUCGUCCCGCAGCGGCGUCCUCCACUUCACCAUCGAGCACGGCGACCGCAUCCCCCCGACCCUAAACCACAACACCGGCCUGCGUCUGCCGGACGGAGCCACAGAGACCAUCACCUCUGCCCACCUGCAGCUCACUGACCCCGACACUGCCGCAGCCAACCUGAGCUACGUCGUCACGCAACCGCCGCGACACGGGAAACUGCUGCUGGGAGGAGUCCCGCUCACGAUGACUCCUCCCUCUCCUCUGAGCUUCACCCAGACUGACGUGGAGGAGCUGAACCUGGCUUACCGCCAUGACCCGGGCAGCCCCGCCGACAUCGACAGGUUCUACUUCCUGCCGACGGACGGAACCAACCGAGGAUACCUGGAGUUUGGACAACUGAGGGAGGAGCACGCUGUUUUCAACAUCCAGGUGGACCGGGUGGACAGGACUCCUCCCACUCUGACCACCAGGCGGAGUGCCAGCACCGUGGUGGAUCUGGGCGGUGGACGUUACGGCGUCUUCAUCACCAACAAACACCUGCAGGCGUCUGACCCUGACAGUCCCACAGAGGAGCUGCAGUUCUCCAUCAGCAGACCUCCACACUUUGGUUACCUGGAGAACGUCCUCACAGGAGCUUACAUCAGAGGACGCUUCACUCAGCGGGACGUGGAUCAGCGCGCGGUGCUGUACGUCCUUCCCGCCGACAUGGAGGUGACGGCGGACAGCUUCGAGUUCCGCCUCACUGACCCGGCAGGAAACGCCGCCCUGCCUGAAAUACUGGAGUUGUCCUGGUCUCAGGUGGAGUUGUCAGCGACCUGCUACAGAACCUGUGAGACAGCGGGGACUCUUCAGAUCCAGAUCCAGCGCAGUGGGAGGAGCAUGGACCCGGCCUACGUGGCGAUUCAGGUGGAGGAAGGAUCAGCUAAACCCGGCAGAGACUUUACUCACAGCACAGCCGGACUCAUCCAGUUUGACCCAGGAGUCGUCGUGAAAACCUGGAACAUUUACCUGAUCGACGACGGACUGGAGGAAAACCACGAGACCUUCACUGUCGUCCUGAAGAAUCCCAAAAACGCCGUCCUGGGACAGAGGACGUCUGCGAGUGUGGAGAUCAUUGACCCCAGAGGAGGAAAGUGUGACCCUGACGACCUGGUGGACGACGAGGACAUAAAGCAGCCGCCUCCUCGUCCUCGUCUCCCUGACCCUCCUAAGAUGGAGGAGGUGGAGCCUGUCACUGACAUAGAGGCGGAGCUAGUGUGGGAGACCCCGCCUCAUCCUCCCAGAGGAGACGUCCCAAACCGCCGACCGUAUCAAGACUACAGAGACGGGGAAGCACAGGACCAGGCGUCCCCCGCCUACAGCCACACCCACUUCCACAGGGGACAGAACACGGGGGACAGAGGACACGGAGGGUUAAAGGUUCAUGUGUCAGGAGAGAGAAAGUCUGAAGAGAAAGUUUGGACGUUCCACAGUUUGACUCCACUCAGACUGGAGGAGCUGAAGCCUGGUGAUGCUGGGUGGAGCUGGUCUCCUCACAGAGGCGGAGACAGAGGCGGAGACAGAGGUGGAGACGCUCCUCAGAUGGACAAUCCAGCACCAAGACACCGCCUGGAGCUACGGCAACACAAGACCAGGAAGUCCAUGAGCAGCUCGUGUCCUGAAGGUUGGACUCACUACAGGAGGCGCUGUUACGUCGUCAGCUCGUCUGUAGCGAGCUGGGCCAGCGCUGAGAGAAGCUGCUCCCUGCUGUUUAACAGCAGCCUGAGCAGCGUGCGCUCCAGGAGAGACCUGACCUGGCUCUGGAAGUUUGCAGGGAAGAAGCCAUUUUGGAUCGGUCUGUCUGUGGGUCCCAGUGGUUUGAUGUGGGCUGAUGGUCAAACAGUGUCCUUCUCCAGACUGAAGGGGGCGCCCUCAGGUCGUCACAGUAGCGGCUCCGAUGACUGCGUGCUGGUUGAAAACCCGCAAAGCUGGAUUUCCACGAGCUGCUCAGCGCAAACACAACACGCAUUCAUCUGUUCAUCGACGUCUCAGAGUCACUGACGGACGAUGUUUAGUCGUAUUUAAUGUUUCUGUAACGAUGCUGCUCUGUACAUUAGUUAUCAUAUUUUGUCAUAAUAAAGUUUUACUCUACAAUGA
Messenger RNA from Solea solea (common sole), 6917 nucleotides. It is a transcript of the gene frem1b, whose product is annotated as Fras1 related extracellular matrix 1b. NCBI's taxonomy places the organism in Eukaryota, Metazoa, Chordata, Actinopteri, Pleuronectiformes, Soleidae. Gene Ontology annotation, cellular component: membrane. The coding region runs from base 366 to 6821 and encodes 2151 amino acids. Gene Ontology annotation, biological process: cell communication. The record is from RefSeq and is a predicted model, not a curated record. The transcript has 37 exons.